Messenger RNA from Rhododendron vialii, 4140 nucleotides. RefSeq lists its product as uncharacterized. The record is from RefSeq and is a predicted model, not a curated record. Lineage: Eukaryota; Viridiplantae; Streptophyta; Magnoliopsida; Ericales; Ericaceae. Bases 86 to 1429 code for a protein of 447 amino acids. The transcript is spliced from 3 exons.
UUCUUCUCCCAAACAUUCCGUAACCGGAAAAUCCAAACCUCCAUUGACGACCAAUUUCUAAACAGAGACAGAGAGACAUAGAAAGAUGAUGAUAAACGUCGUCGCACUGAGCCUGGUUCUGAGUUCACUCCUAACAUCCUGUGUUUUCUCUCCCACUCAAGAAACUCACACUCCAAAACAAGACGACGUCGUAAUAGUGAAAGAAGGCCACAGGGCAGUAAUAGUCGAGUACGAGAAAGAAGGAACAGACGGGAACACAAAAGUCUCAAUCUCGCCCAAACCCAUUUCAGGAGAAGAGGAGUUGUCCACUGCGGUGGCUGAGGCGUCCACUGCCAAAGAUGCAGCGGAGGAGGCCAAAGAGGAGGUGAAAGAAAGAGGUCGUGGUCCGCGAGAGCUCGCUUGCGAUGCGUUUGGUAAGUGCGAGCACAGGAUUGCGAGUGUGAUACGGAAGGCCAAAGAGAAGGUUACCGAGAAAGUGUAUGCGGUGGAGGAAGGAGCGAAGGAGGCUGUUGGUGAGGUGGUUGGGAAAGCGAAGGAGACUCUCUCUCAUGCUACCGGCGACGUCUCCGAAAUCGCGAAAGAUACCGCAAAAAAAGCCAAGACAGUGGGCAAGGAUGUGCAAAGAAAUGUAUCAGCGAAGAUCGAGUCUGCAAAGGAAAAGACCAAGGAGAAUGCAGAAAAGGGGAAAGAAAUGGCGGAGCAAGCGGCAGAGAGAGCAAGGACUGGCGGGAAUCGCGUGAAGGAGGGAGGAGAAAAGGUGUUCAAAGAAAUUCUACGUCGGGGUCGAGACGUGGCGGCGGCAAUGGAUUGGGUGGUGGGUGUGGUUCAUUUGUUGGGGUUCUCAACAGCUUAUGGGAUAUGUUUGUGGGUUACCUUUGUUUCAGGCUAUGUAUUGGCAGGGACCUUGCCGAGGCAGCAAUUUGCGAUGGUGCAAAGCAGGAUCUAUCCUGUUUAUUUCAGAGUCACGGCAAUUAGUGUUUGUGUUGCUUUGGUUGGGCAUUUGUUGGGCCGGAGGGGGAAGUUGUUUACAAGCAAGGGUGAGAUGCUUCAAGGGUUUCAUCUUUUGGCCUCACUUUUGAUGAUUCUAAUCAAUUCCUUCUACUUGGAACCCAGAGCGACGAAGGUGGUGUUCGAGAAGAUGAAGUUCGAGAAGGAAGAAGGGAGAGUAAGAGUGGACCCGGUUUCCGUCAUUCCAGCCACUCCGGCAAGAGGUACUACUACUACUACUACUACUGCAGAACCCAUCUUAACUCCACCUGCUUCUAUUCCAGCAAGGCCGGAUCAAGAUAAAGUGAAGUCUCGAAUUGUCAAGUUGAACGAGAGGCUGAAGAAACUGAACACCGUUUCAUCUAUGUUGAACAUCUUCACGCUUGUGGCUCUUACUUGCCAUCUUGUCUACCUUGGCCAACGCCUUCACUUGUCUUGCUAAUUCUGGCGCAAUUUCUGAGUUGAGGCCUUGAGGAAAUGCCCUAAUCUUCUUUGGAAGAGGUAGAUGAUGUAUAUGUAUCCCUUUGUACGACACUUGAGUAGUGUGGUUAGAUGUUGUAGUUAGAAUUGUUUGCGAAAUCCUUAGGAAUGAGAGGUGUGCUUUGUCAAAACGAAAUAUAGUGCAUAUUCUCCUUUGCUGCAUCCUGCUAAAGGAAAGAGCUGACCCUUGGGUAAACCUGUUACCGACGAAUAGAUACAAGAUGGAUGGGUGAGAUACUGACGAAGUUAUUUCCAAAUCACGCCUUGCGUACAAAUAUCAUUCAAACAGAAAAAAUACCACAAAAGGUACAUCAUUUGUAUUGCUACUAGUUUUCUCCAAAGCAAGCCUUGGGUACAAUUUGAUGAUAUCGUAACACAGUUUCCAAAUGAAAGGUACACCGUCGCUACUUGGAUCAAAGUGAAAAUUAUACCAGAGCUAUCCUCUAAUACUAAUAGGAACUUCAUAAACAAUCCCUCCAAGAAUCUCACCUCUGAUGAGUGAAUUCAAGCACAAGCAGUCUCACAUCCAAAAUGUAGUCUCCCAAAAAAUCAGCUUUUGUAAAAUUUUAUGAUCCAAAAGCAGCAGCAGUGGCACAGCUUUUUAAGUGCCAAGUCUAAGAUCAAGUCACAAAAGCUACCGCCAGCACGCCCAUAAUAGUAGAACUAUAACUGUCAACAGGCUCAGAAUAGCUCCGCCCAGAAGAGCCCAGUCGAACAGAGCCCAGUCUCGCGUCCUUCCACUAUCCAAUUCGUGAUUUUCCUUAGGUUCCGAGAUAAUACCAUUUUCCAUCCUCUUUUGGUUUCUCCGCUUCCUUAGCAACCAUCUAAUAACGUUUCGGUUCGUUCGCUCUUCUGUCCACAUAAUUUCAUUCUUCGGAAGGGAAACAAUAGCUUCAUCCCCAUUACUUGGCAUUUCACAAGCACAAGGUUGGGGCUCUUUUGCACAUGCACAAGUUUCAUCAGGAUCAGGGCAAGGUUUACAUUUGUUGCCAGUGGACUCUCUCUCUCUUGAUCCAGGGUUACCUUUUGUUUGUGUGAGAAUUUCGAUCACUUCCCCAAACACUGACCAUCUUCCGACUGAUGUUAUCUUCACGAUAGCUGAAGUCCCCAACAUGGUUUCCGGACCAACUACCAGUACCUGCACAUACCCUUUGGUGUGGCCCACCUGGAGCAAGGAACACAAAACCACAUACAAAAGCAUGAGUCGACAGGAAAAAUAAAUGCAAAUUGAACUAUGGCAUGUAUUGUAAUGGUGCUUGAACAGGCCUUUUAUGACUUUAAAACAACUCCCAUUUCAUAGUCUUAGGGCCUGUUUGAUUCAAGAACAAAAGCAUGGGAUUCAAUCAUAAUUCCAGCGUGGACAACAUAUGUGGUGGUUGGAUGUGUUAUAGCUGGUUGAGGGAUUAAGAAUUUCAUUGGACAACCAAACCCACAAAACGGACAUAAUGAAUAGGUGUGUGGUAUUGGUAAUCCAGCCAUAGUGGUCAGCCAUCCUCUACAAUUUUGCUUUCAAGUACAUAGAUUUCACUGUUACAGUUGUGCUUGAUGCGAAAGGCAAGUAACAAAAUUGCCAUCCAAAGAUCACCUCAACUGCUAUGCAAAAUGGAAAGGUUUAGACAAUCAUCCUACCACAAAGUCCAACACAACCUUACCAAGUGUUUUCCAUCAGUGGCAAUUUCAGUGAUCCAUAUUCUCUCUACUUUGCCUUCCAUGCCAUUGUAAGGUCUGAACGAUUCGAAAACAGAAGUUAAUUCCCGACUCCGUUUCUUCACUAGAGUGCUUGGGACCUUCUUCAUCCUCGCAGCAGGGGUUCCUGUAUUCAGAAAUGAGCUUAAGAAUAAGAACCACAUUUUAUUGAUAACGCAGUGGUCAGUAUUUCCUCUCCGCACACUAACACCAACUCAACACACCCGUUGACAAGAAGAUCCUCUUUUUGGAACCCUUUAAGAUCAAGGUUGAAGGUUCUCAAACAUUAAGUGCGUGCUCAGUAGUCACAAAAGGUGUUUGGUUACAUCAAUAGCUUUGCUUCCUCUCUGAUGGCUAACCUCUGAUUAUUGCAAUAGAUGAUUAUUAGAAUGGAUGACAUCAAUAAUCAUACUAGCUAGAAUGAACAAGUUUCCUGGCAGUUAUUAAGGAAUGCUUGAGGACUCAACAGCAGCAUACCGGGACGGGGAUAGAACUGUGAUAUAUGAACUUGAGAAAACUUGUAAUCGUCAAUCAGGCUCACAGUCUCAGCGAAAUCUUCAUCAGCUUCACCUGAGUCACGGAAAAAAAAAAAUCAUAUUCAAUUAACUAUCAACUCACAACUAAGGACCAUUCGGUAUUUUGUUCACAGUUUUUAUUGUUUUUAAUUUUCUGUAAACAGCUUCAUAAAACUUCUUUGUAAGUACUUUUUUCCCGUCUACUGUGAGCAUUUGCAAAAUUUUCAAAAAUUCGUGUUUAAAAAACAUCUAACGGCAGUAUACGGUUACUCCAGCAUGGCUAGACGGUAUUCAAUAUUCAGAAGCAGAGAAACAUGAAGGAGGCUUUGGUGGGGAGGAAGUGUAUGUACCUGGCGAGAACAUAGAAUAUGAGUUUUAUUGGAGAAUACAAAAGUUUGAAGUGGUUAAAGCUUUGAAAAUGAUGAAACUGGGUAAGGUCUUAAGACCAGAUGGUAUCCCUAUUAGUAGAGAU